Rhizophagus irregularis DAOM 181602=DAOM 197198 is the source of this 519-nucleotide messenger RNA. Lineage: Eukaryota; Fungi; Glomeromycota; Glomeromycetes; Glomerales; Glomeraceae. The record is from RefSeq and is a predicted model, not a curated record.
AUGUUAACAGACUUUCAGUUAUCAAAGUAUCUCCAAUAUCAAGAUUGUAUUGAUAAUUAUCAGGUUGCUCUAAAGAGUCUAUAUUUUCGUCUAGUUCAAAAUAUGUUUCAAAACGUGGUUCAAGGAGUGGCUCAGAAAGUGGUUCUGAAAGUAGUAAGUAGUCUGGGAAGUGGUUCAGAAGGUGCUUUAGGAAGUGGUUCGAAUGGUAUUUCAGGAAGUAGUUCAGAUGGUAUUUCAGGAAGUGGUUUGAAUGGUAUUUCAGGAAGUAGUUCAGAUGGUAUUUCAAAAAGUAGUUCAGAAAGUAUCAGUUCAGAAAACUGCUUAAAAGGUGAUUGUAGUUCAGAAGGAAGCUCAGAGAGUAACUCAAAAAGUGGUUUAGCAAGUAGGUCAGAAGACUUAGAAAAUAGUUCAGAUGGUAGUAACUUAUGUGAUAAAGAGUUUAUAUUAAAAAGUUGUGAAUAUAGUGAAAGGUUUUUAUUAAAAGGUUCAAAAUAUGGUGAGAAAGAGUAUAAACCAUGA